ACCCUACCACAUAUACUUAUUAGCUCCUUCCCACUCCUCCAGUCCUAUAUUCCUUUAUAUAUCUACAUCCCACUUCUAAUCUACCAAGAACAUAACCAAAUCAACACCAAAACUCCUCCAACAAAAACAAAAACAAAGAAAAAUGCUUCCAAUCAAAGAAGAUAAUAAGUUCUUUUCAAGAUUUCUAACCAAAGAAAGUUCAACAGCAAAUCCUUCAUUUAGAGUGUAUUAUGGUGGAAAUUCAGUAGCUGUACCUUUUGUAUGGGAGGCUAAACCUGGUACUCCAAAACAUACCAAGCAUAAUUUCUCAAAUGUGGAAGAAAACAAAGAUUAUCUCCCACCUCUUACUCCUCCACCUUCUUAUUACCUUAAUCAACCUAAGAAAGUACCUUCUAAUAAUGGUAGUAAAAGGUAUUCUAGUAAGAUUUUUCUUGGGUUGUUCCCUAAGAGUUUGCAUAGGAGGCAAAUCUCUUCUGCAUCGUCGUCAUCAUCAUCUACAUUGUCGUGCCACUCAUCAUCGAUGUUAGUGUCGGAUUCGAUGAGAAGGAGCUCUGAAAGGAGUUCGAGUUUGAGUCUGAGUCCGAGUCUGAGACGAGAAAGGAGAAGGACCUUGUCUAGCCCUGGAUCGUUAUUUGAUCUCAUUGUGAAUGGUCAUGAAGAUAAUGAUGAGCAAGAAGAUGUAAAAAGUCCUAGAUCAGUUAUGUGUUUUGGGCUUGUUGGUAGUAGGAGGAUCCGUAGUUGUUCGGUUAAUGAGCAUUAACGUGUGAUUUAUGGCAUGUAAACAACAAAAAUAACCAUGAAAAACAUGGGAUCUUUUUCACUUUUUAGUUACUUUUCUUAUUUUUACCUCAUUUUAUAGGUGUACUUGUAAUAUGGUAAAUGAUAUGGUAGUGAAUCUCGUCUACCUUUGAUAAUUA
Messenger RNA from Beta vulgaris subsp. vulgaris (sugar beet), 917 nucleotides. RefSeq lists its product as uncharacterized. The record is from RefSeq and is a predicted model, not a curated record. The transcript has a single exon. NCBI's taxonomy places the organism in Eukaryota, Viridiplantae, Streptophyta, Magnoliopsida, Caryophyllales, Amaranthaceae. The coding region runs from base 143 to 760 and encodes 205 amino acids.